AUGCUUGGCGAUUAUACGGAGGAGGUCAAGGCAUGUUUUAAUUUGUCUAUUAUACUCUAUCUGGAAUGCCGCCGCCAGUUUCACCUUACCCUUUCGGAGGGCUCCAAACAACUUUCUGCUACCUAUCGAAAGUUAAAGUCAAGCAUUGAAAAAUCGAGGCCGUAUUCGGAACUUUCUGACAAGCGCCAGCAACUUGUUUUGGACAUUCAGCGAAAUUCCGAACAGUACCGUGCAGCCCAAACUGAAUUUGAAGCAGCACAGUCAGUUCUAGAAAACUACAGUUCAGCAGCCAAGUUCCAAGACACACAGUGGUCGGAAUUGGAUGGUAUCAAUCUUGCUAUCGACAAGGUCAAUCUCUGGAAGAAAAAAUCUCGGGAUCUUCAAGUUGAACAUGAGCAGAUGCUCUCUCAGUGUCGCGCUUAUGAAGAAGAACUAUCCCGUUUACGGUCGCAACUGGGGAGUUCUAUUCGAAAAGCCAAGUAA
Molecule: messenger RNA, 483 nt
Organism: Dibothriocephalus latus
Lineage: Eukaryota; Metazoa; Platyhelminthes; Cestoda; Diphyllobothriidea; Diphyllobothriidae
Source: the annotation of a GenBank genome assembly